AUGCCAAAAAGUCGUCUCUUUUACAUCCGAGAUGAGAACUCCGGAUACUUGUUUUUAGUGGACACUGGGGCACAAAUUAGGGUCAUACCAGCCAAGCCUAAUAUGUUGACUAGAAAGACAGAUUAUACGUUACAAGCGGCGAAUGGAUCUUCAAUCCAGACAUAUGGUGAAACCUCUUUAACCCUAAAUCUGGGAUUUAGGCGAUCUUUUCCGUGGGUAUUCACGAUAGCUCAAGUUCGAACCCCAAUCCUAGGAGCGGAUUUCCUCGCCCACUUUAACUUGUCCGUUAAUAUGUCUUCCCUUUCUUUGGAGGGUAAAACGACCAACAUUACAAAGAAAGGAAUUACAUCUAUUUAUACGAGCACAUGUAUCAGCGCAACUCUACCUGAAGCCAACGGAAUGCAGGAUCUGUUACAAAAAUAUUCUCAAAUUACAACACCAUUCCGGUAUACAGAAACCGUUCGACACAAUGCUGAGCACCACAUUGAUACUACGGGCCCACCCACGCAUUCAUCUCCACGGCGAUUGAGGCCUGAUAAAUAUAAACUGGCGAAAGACGAGUUUCAGCACAUGCUGGACCUCGGUAUAAUUAGACCUUCUUCGAGUCCUUACUCAUCUCCUCUUCAUAUGGUUCCAAAACCGGACUCAGGAGCUUGGAGACCUUGUGGCGACUUCCGGAAGCUGAAUGCUACUACAAUUCCGGAUAAAUACCCCAUCCCGCACUUGCACGAUUUCGCAGUGGGUCUGCAGGGCGCCACAGUCUUCACCAAACUUGAUCUGGUGAAAGCAUUCCACCAGAUACCAGUGGCCAAGGAAGACAUCCAUAAAACAGCAAUAACUACUCCUUUUGGCUUAUACGAAUUUGUGAGAAUGCCAUUUGGUUUAAGGAACGCUGCACAAUCUUUCCAACGGCUUAUAGACGAAGUGCUGAGAGGUUUACCUUUCACCUUUGCCUAUAUUGAUGACGUCCUGAUCGCCAGUAGAAACAAGACUGAACAUCGUCACCACGUUGAACAAGUUUUCCAGCGUCUACAGCAUUUUGGCCUUAAGAUUAACGCAGAGAAAUGUAUUUUUGCUGUGCCCUCGCUUAAAUUUUUGGGACACGUCAUUGACGAAAAGGGAAUAACGCCCUUACCUGAGAAAAUAGAAUCUAUUUCAAAUUUCUCAUAA
Messenger RNA from Acanthosepion pharaonis, 1170 nucleotides. Lineage: Eukaryota; Metazoa; Mollusca; Cephalopoda; Sepiida; Sepiidae. The record is from the annotation of a GenBank genome assembly.